AUGAACGAUUUGAUCCUGACCGCCCAGUCCAUAGGAGAAGGCUCUAUCCUGAGACCAGUGAUAAACCAGAAUGGCCUUUCAGCUGAUUCCCGGCUGAAGCCAAAUUGGUCCUGACACGAUAAGAAGCGAGACAGUGCCUGGUUGGUGGAGAGCGCAGACAAGCCACGCCUUUUUGAGUCCAAAGCUUGCCGUGAAUGGGCUUCAGUAAAAUAUCAUUCUUUGUAUAGGGAUUUAAAGCCGUAAUUUUAUACUAAAAACAUUUCUUGAACCCCUUGAUUGGGUCCGGAAUCGAUCUUGUAACCCUACAGACCGUAGAGAGGCACUCAACCUGAUGCGCUAUUGUUCACGGCUUAAUCAAUAUUCAAUAUUGAAAAAAUCACUAUCAACGAAUAUUUUCAAGGUAGAACACGUUUUACGGGAUUGUCUCCUGGCUGGAAUCGCUUUUCAUCAUUCCGGCCUGACUCACGAUGAACGGAAACAUAUCGAAGCGGCUUUCAAAGCACGUUUUUCAGAUUUUCAUCCAAACUCGAUUUUCUCAGUUCAGGAAGGCCUUCUCUACGUGAUUUGCGCCACUUCGACUCUGGCGGCUGGGGUUAAUUUGCCGGUUCGAAGGGUUAUUAUCAAGGUUUUUGCAACCGACCUUGAAACGAGUUGCGAAGGAAUGGGUCUUAAUGCUAACGAUAGGCUUCGAAAAUCGACGACAGGAAAAUUUAGGCCUUUUUUAAUAAUUCCGCUUUGAAAUUAUGACUCAGUUCCAUGGUCGCACUUGGAAUGGCUCAAAGCUUCUACAGUAUUCCUUUUGGUCGCGGUUUCUAUGAUUUUUAUCACUGUUAUAAGCUGAUAAAGUGACGUCACGAGUCAGUUUUAUCAAAAUUGUAUUUUCCGACGCGUUCUUAGGCACCUUAUUCAGAAAUUUACGACCUUAAAUCUGUAAUUAAGCUUAUUGUGAUCGUAAGAGUGACGUCAGUAGAAAAAUUUUUCAAUUUCACCGUAAGAAGCUUAAAAUGUGACGUUAGGAGAAUUUAGACGUUUUUGAAUGAUUUCUGUCCCAAACCAUGACUCAGUUCCAUGGUCGCACUUGGAAUGGCUCAUAGCCCCUACAGUAAACCUAUUGGUCGCAUUUUCUUUGGUUUUUCAUGUUUAUCACUGUUAUAAGCUAAUAAAGUGACGUCACGAGUCAAUUUUACCAAAUUUUUGACGUGUUCUUGGGUGCCUUAUUCAGAGAUUCACGCUGCUCCUAAAUCUUAAUUUAAGAUUUUGAUGAUCAUUCAUCUAAUCAUUGUACCUUUUGUAGGCGCCUUGGGUCGGAAAGGCAAGACUGGGCAAAGCACAGUACCUUCAGAUGGCCGGAAGAGCCGGCCGGGCCGGUUUCGACGCCAAAGGCGAUUGUAUCACCAUUGUCAGGGCCGGAGAGGAGGAACGAUGGGUCAGUUUGGCCUCUUAAGGGGUCACUUUGUCGAAAAUGGAUGAUUGUGCCGCAAAAUCGAGACGACAUUGACAUUGGAAGGGGUAUAAAAUUGCGGGGUGAAACAGAGAAGUUUGCUAGAUAUUUUUGAGACGAGCACCCCCAAAUCAAAAAAAGGCUCUUCAAGACUUGAAAGUUUUCAUAUAGUCUGGAAACGGGAUUUUCAUCGUGGAACGGUCGGGGCAUUAUUAGUGACCACUUUAGUAGCGUCUUUAGUAGUCUCUUUAGUGAUCCCUAGAAUCUCACAGUAACGUCCGAAGCAUUUUCAGUGACCACUUUAGUAGCGUCAGUAGUCUUAAGAGAUCCCUAGAACCUCCCAGUAACGUCCGAAGCAUUUCUAGUGAUCACUUUAGUAGCGUCAGUAGUCUUAAGUGAUCUCUAGAAUCUCCAAGUAACGUCCGAAGCAUUUCUAGUGACCACUUCAGUAGCGUCAGUACUCUUAAGUGAUCUCUAGAAUCUCCCAGUAACGUCCGGAGCACGUCGGUUUCGCGUUUUGCUGCUCCGAAAAUUAUGUUUUUAAGUUUUCAAGAUAAAAAUUUGGGACAAUUACCUAUGCCUGUUUCAUAAUGGAUCGAUAUUUCCAGUUCCGCGAGAUGCUCCACUCUUCCGUUCCCGAGUGCAAA
Molecule: messenger RNA, 2088 nt
Organism: Caenorhabditis auriculariae
Lineage: Eukaryota; Metazoa; Nematoda; Chromadorea; Rhabditida; Rhabditidae
Source: the annotation of a GenBank genome assembly